CAUUUCGAAAUUAUAAUGUAAGAAUUCACACAUUGCCAUAGAAGCAAACAAAAUUGGAUUGCAAUUUGAAAUUUGAUUUGAUAUAAUUAAUGUAUUCAAUUCAUAUUCCAACGUAAUAAGUCCCUCAUGCAACCAUCGUACUUUUGUGUUUUUAUUGUAUCGUUUUUUUUGUGCGAUGACGUACGUCAAAAUUAAAAUUGAGCACCUUGCGGCGAUUCCGCGUUCGCGUUAGUGGUUUGGCAUAUUUGUGAAGAUUGCGGUACCGUUAAUUAAUGUAUAGUAUGACAGAUACAGUCAUACAGUAAUACCAUACCCGUAUUACUCUGUUUUGGUUUUCGUGUCCAUAUAUUUGAACAUAGUUAAGAUCACAAUAUCCUACAAUAAUGAAACAUAUCCAAGCAAUACUUUUUUGUCAAAUUAUUGCUGUUAUAUCAUUAUGCCAAACUGAAGAAACAUUUCACUGUACUGCAAAACCUGGAUGUCAGAUUGCCAAUUGUGAUCCAGUUGCAUCAGAUUGGAAUCAGUCGGAGUAUGACAUUAGAAAAUAUCUGCUAAGAAAGGAAUUUCCCAUAAUUUGCAAACAGAUGGUGACAAGGGACAGCUCAACUCUUCUCCAGCUUGUGUAUAACAAUAUAAAAGAGAACGAAUAUCUGAAAGUUAAAGUUGAGCAGAUGGAACAACGCAUUGAUUCAUUGACAGCAACGAACAACAUUUUGACAACAUCAAUCGAAAGACUGGAAAAGACUCAUUCGGAAAUGCAAAAGAAAAUAUGCUUUGACAAAAGUGGAAUAAUAGUUGAAUCAAUGUGCUAUUGGUCAGAAGUUCAUUCUACACGGAACACAGAUCUUGAGGAAGCUCGAGAAAUCUGUGUCGCCCAAGGAUUCAAACUCGCUGAUGUUUUUACGAUGUAUCAAUAUGACAUCAUAAUGACAUACCUAAGAAGACAAAUGCCUGCAAAAAGUUUGCGAUUCCAUAUUUGGACAGGAAUGAAAAAAGAUAAAAUUGGGAACGCAAUUCUUUCAAACGGCAAAAUAGCAACGUAUAAAAAAGUUAGGACAAUUCCAAGUGUUUGGGCAAUGGCAGGAUCACAACGAACCCGUGUUUACAUCCUCGUGCACAAAAAUUCCGAAGAUUCCGAUCAGGGUUUAGGAGCCAUGUCGUGGUCGGAAGAAACUUUUGGGGCAUUAUGCUCAUUUUAUAUUUUGUCGUCAGUACCCAGGUUAUCUUAAAGUAAGAUACACAUUAUUUUACGGAGAAA
This is a messenger RNA of Styela clava, 1258 nucleotides long. RefSeq lists its product as uncharacterized. Lineage: Eukaryota; Metazoa; Chordata; Ascidiacea; Stolidobranchia; Styelidae. The record is from RefSeq and is a predicted model, not a curated record.